CUCCAUCGUUAUUCUUGCUUCUUGGCUGCUUUAUUUGCACUUGCAUCGCUUCUUCUUUUUUAGUAACUCAGAGCUUCAGACUUCAUCCGUGUGAUUCACUGAACCAAUCAGCCUCCUUUGUUUUUGUCCAUUCCAUGCAUUUAAUUUCCCCCACAAUAAUCUCAUCUAACAUUUCCUUGUGCCCUCUUAAAUUCUGUUUUCCCAUGCUAUAAAUAAGUAGGCAGACUUUCUACCACUCUCCACCAGUACCACCACUAAAAAUUAAAGUGAGCUAAGCCAACACUUUGGCGGCAGAAACUUGCAGCUAAGCAUUGUCCCUCCUCAUCUGCAAAGGCAGAGGAGAUACAUUCUCUCGUCCUCUUUCGCUUGAUAUCAAGUUAUCAACAGUGCUCUCCUAUCCGUGAGCCGUGCACAACUGCACACGAUGGUGUUGAUUCGUCUUACUAUGCUGAUCUUUAUCGCCAUCCUCCUUGCCGGCCGCACAUGCGUACUUGUUGUUGCCGGCGGUGGAAUGCCGGCAACCUUCGUGUUCGGUGACUCGCUCGUCGACGCCGGCAACAACAACUAUCUCGUCUCCCUGUCCAAGGCAAACUACCCACCAAACGGCAUCGACUUCGACGGACACCAGCCCACCGGCCGGUACACCAACGGCCGCACCAUCGUGGAUAUACUAGGGCAGGAAAUGUCGGGAGGAUUUGUGCCGCCCUACCUGGCGCCGGAGACCGCCGGCGACGUCCUGCUUAAGGGCGUCAACUACGCGUCCGGCGGCGGAGGCAUUCUGAACCAAACCGGGAGCAUCUUCGGUGGGCGCAUCAAUCUGGACGCCCAGAUCGACAACUACGCCAACAACCGGCACGAGCUGAUCAAGCGGCACGGGGAGUUGGAGGCGGUGACCCUGCUCCGUGGCGCGCUCUUCUCGGUCACGAUGGGAUCCAACGAUUUCAUCAACAACUACCUCACCCCAAUCUUCGGCGUGCCGGAGCGCGCCGUGACGCCACCGGAGGUCUUCGUCGACGCCCUCAUAUCCAAAUACCGGGAGCAGCUCAUAAGGCUGUACCUGCUGGACGCCCGUAAGAUCGUGGUGGCGAACGUUGGGCCGAUCGGGUGCAUCCCGUACCUGAGGGACACGACGCCGACGGUCGGAACGGCGUGCGCCGAGUUCCCUAACCAGCUUGCCCGCAACUUCAACCGCAAGCUGCGCGGCCUGGUGGACGAGCUGAGCGCCAACCUCACCGGCUCCCGCUUCCUCUACGCCGACGUCUACCGCGUCUUCUCCGACAUCAUCGCCAACUACAAGUCGCACGGGUUCGAGGUGGCGGACUCGGCGUGCUGCUACGUGAGCGGGAGGUUCGGCGGGUUGCUGCCGUGCGGGCCGACGUCGCAGUACUGCGCGGACAGGUCCAAGUACGUGUUCUGGGACCCGUACCACCCAAGCGACGCCGCGAACGCGCUCAUCGCCCGCCGGAUCAUCGACGGCGAGCCGGCGGACAUCUUCCCGAUCAACGUGCGCCAGCUGAUCACGAGCUGAUACCGAUAAUUCGGUUGUAGUACUAGCCUUCACGGGCUAGGAGUAGUAGAAGGAACUUGCAGGAUAGCUAUUGAUUUCUGUCCGUUUGGACGCAUAUUUUGGGGAGACGCACUGAUGGAUAUGUGCAUGUGAUGCCAUUGAUGGACUGUUCGAUCUACACUAGUAAGUCAUUUGAUUUGGACUUGAGCGUCACACGCUCUGUUAGGGCAGUAGCAAUACGUAGUCCCGGUCUUACCACGGAGCCCAACCUUCACGUAUGAACAAGUAAAUGAGGCUUCUAUCUUCACAGUGCGCGUAGCUCUAGAUGGGACUCACCACCAAUUUUUUCACGCUGGCCCCACCACGAAAAUCGUUGCACCUUGGGAGAAAAAUCUGCUGCACCUCCCCAACUUUUGCCACUGCUUCGUGCUUCCCCAAAUCUCUCUUAUCCUCACUCCACGGCGGCGACCCCCGCUCCCUCCUCCUCUUCCUCUCCCACAACGGCGCAUGGCAGCGACUCCCCCGCCCACUCCUCUCCUCCCACUGGCGGUGCACAGCAGCGACUCCUCCGCUGCCUCCUCUUCUACCGGAGUAGCAAUCCCGUUCGUCACGGGCUCACGGCACAGCGUUGAUGAGUCGCACAAUAUGCUGAAUUGCUGAUAUGCUUUAUUUUCUUACUCCUAAAACAAAUGACACGUCACGCGUCACCAGCCUUAUCAACAUCAACCGCUAUUUGCCUAUUUGCCCCCCCCCCCCCCCAAAGUGGGGUCCACAUGCAGUAUUGCAGUGUCAAAAGGUCUCUUCCAAAAAAAAGAGACACGAGCACACGCUACUCCCAUCCCCACUCUCGUCGCUCGUCGGUAUACCAAACCGAAAAGCUAGUCAAUCCGACCCCACCCGAUCCGAUGGCCGCCACAUCGCCGGACUCCGGCGACCUCAUCCUGGUCGAGCCGGCCAAGCCGGGGUCCCGGGUCGCCGUCGUCACCAUCAACCGGCCCAAAGCGCUGAACGCGCUGACGCGGCCCAUGAUGGUCUCACUGGCCGCGGCGUUCCGGCGGCUGGACGCCGACGACGGGGUGGCGGCGGUGGUGCUCGCGGGGCGCGGCCGCGCGUUCUGCUCCGGCGUGGACCUGACCGCUGCGGAGGAGGUGUUCAAGGGCGACGUGAAGGAUCCCGCCGCCGACCCCGUCGUCCAGAUGGAGCGCUGUCGCAAGCCCAUCGUCGGCGCCAUCGCCGGAUUCGCCGUCACCGCCGGAUUUGAGAUCGCCCUCGCCUGCGACAUCCUAGUGGCCGGCCGCUCCGCUAAGUUCAUCGACACCCACGCCAAGUUUGGGAUAUUCCCUUCUUGGGGUCUUUCACAGAAGCUUUCUCGUGUCAUUGGACCAAAUAGAGCACGGGAAGUGUCGUUAACUUGCAUGCCUAUCACAGCUGAAAUGGCGGAGAAGUGGGGUCUUGUUAACCACAUUGUGGAUGAUACCCAGGUGCUGAGUAAGGCAAUAGAGGUCUGUGAGGCCAUUGCAAGGAACAAUCGCAACUUGGUUGUGUUGUAUAAAUCUGUUAUAAAUGACGGGCUCCAGCUGGACUUGGAACAUGCUCGAGCUCUUGAAAAGGAAAGAGCUCAUGACUAUUACAAUGGUAUGACAAAAGAGCAAUUCGCAAGUAUGCAGAAAUUUAUACAGGGCCGGAGUUCGAAGCCACCAUCAAAGCUGUGAUGAUAUAUGUUCUGUACCACUGUAUGUACCGAAAUAUCAAUGUACUGUAUACAUCCACUGAAGUGUUCAAUGACCUGAAAGAAAAAUAAACACUGCCAAUGUUGCAUACAAAGAAAGUACCAUCUUCACAUGUGUUAUUGGAA
This is a messenger RNA of Oryza sativa Japonica Group (Japanese rice), 3362 nucleotides long. RefSeq names its product GDSL esterase/lipase At4g16230. The record is from RefSeq and is a predicted model, not a curated record. NCBI's taxonomy places the organism in Eukaryota, Viridiplantae, Streptophyta, Magnoliopsida, Poales, Poaceae. Gene Ontology annotation, molecular function: hydrolase activity, acting on ester bonds.